AUGAAGAUAAACCCGAUCAAAUGCAUUUUUGGAGUCGAAUCAGCGAAGUUCUUAGGUCAUAUUGUUUCGCGGAAAGGCAUAGAGGUGGACCCAAUUAAGGUGCAGGCAAUAUUAGAGAUGUCGUCACCAGCAACCAUAAAGGACGUGCAAAAGUUGAACGGACAGUUGACAGCGUUGGGGAGGUUCAUCUCAAGAUCAUCAGACAAAUGCAAACACUUCUUUGACAUCUUAAAGAAGGGGGUGAAGUUUGCAUGUACGCAGGAAUGCGAGGAAGCAUUGAAGAAAAUCAAAGAGAACCUUAUCAAACUGUCAAUCUUGCAAAAACCAGAACCAGGGGAGGAGUUGCUGAUCUGUCUCACGGUAACACCAAAUGAUCUUAGUACGAUUUUACUUCGCACAGAUGAGGGGGUGGAAAAACCCAUUUUUUACGUCAGCAAAACUUUUAAUCCUGCUGAGAGAAAUUACCCAAAGAUCGAAGUUGAUAUUGGCAUUGUUCAUCAGUUUCAAGAAAAACCUAGCUGGCUUAUGAUGAUUUUAAGUUGGCAGAGAAGUAGUUUCAAAUGCAGGGCAUGUGUUUCUCACGACGCACCAUUUGCUACAGCACUAGGACCUUGUAUACUGAACUCACUACUUCCUAUUCCUAACGUACCAAAUAAUGAAGAUGAAGAUAGUGAUUUAACAAUUACUUCCACUGGUUCUAGGUUUGCAGUCAUGGAUAUCAACAAUUGGAUGACCUCAACGAAUUCACACAUCGUUGUAGAGUUUCUUGCUGAGUUUCCUUCAGAGGAAGACGAAGGAAUAGAAGAAAUGAUCGACGUUGACGAAAGCCGGCCAGAUCCUAAAGAUUUACUACAGGAAUGUAACCACAGAAGAUGGGAGAUCUUCGUUGAUGGAUCUUCAAAUAGCUUCGAAGGAGGCAUGGUAAUAGUAUUCACUUCGCCCGCAGGGGUCAGAAUUGUAUUUUGCUUCCGAUUGGAGUACAAGGUAACUAAUAAUGAAGCUGAAUAUGAAGCGGUGAUACAAGAUUUAAGGAUCGCGAUCGAAAUGGGACUGGACGACGUAAGAAUUACUAGCGAUUCACAGUUGGUAAUUCGCCAAAUUGAAGGAAGGUAUAAUGCGGUUGAUCCGGACCCGAAAGUGGGGUAUAUCCGGAUCGAAAGGUUGAUGCAGCCACCAGUGAGCAGGGAAGAGAAGGAACUUAGGGUUAUGAUCAUUGAAGAAGGAGAUGUGGAGGUAGAUGACAUCGAUUGGCGAGCCCAUGUAUAUAACUAUCUGACGAGAGGAGAUCUUCCGCGAGAUAGGCAGGAGGCAAACAAGAUUAAAAGCAAAGCCACGAAUUAUGAGCAAUUCGAAGGGGAGAAUGUGAGAAUGUUAUUCAACGCCUUUAAGAUCCAAUUUGGGAAGUUGACUCCGCUAUACCCACAGAAUAACGGGCAAGCGGAGGCCACGAACAAGACAUUAGCGUCCACGCUGAAGAAGAAGUUGGAAGGACACCAUAAAGGAUGGUGUGAGCAAAUCCCAAACAUUUUAUGGUCUUAUAGAACCAUUAGACGUGACGCCACAGGAAUGUCCCCCUUUUGUUUGACAUAUGGAAUGGAGACAGUCUUGCCAGCGGAGGCCAUUCUCCUGACAACCAGAAGAGAAGCGUGGGAAAAGGGGCUAAACUCAGAUUUAAUACUCGCAAAAUUGGAUGACCUCGAAGAAAACAGAGUGCGUUACAGCAUAUGA
Molecule: messenger RNA, 1728 nt
Organism: Papaver somniferum (opium poppy)
Lineage: Eukaryota; Viridiplantae; Streptophyta; Magnoliopsida; Ranunculales; Papaveraceae
Exons: 5
Coding region: 1-1728 (575 amino acids)
Biological process (GO): DNA integration
Molecular function (GO): nucleic acid binding; RNA-DNA hybrid ribonuclease activity
Source: RefSeq, a predicted model, not a curated record